UCUGGAUAGGCUUAUAGACAAGGAAAGCAGAGACGGCUCGAGACUAGUGUCUAGAGAGUGGAGUAAAAGUUGUUCAACUGGCGAGCUGGUCGACAGUCAAAAAUGUAAACAAAAAUAAACUUGAGUGGAACGAUAGGAUCGCUCCACGUUUCCACUCUGUAUAAGCUUUACACUUCACGGUUUAAAGGUUAUGUUAACACUGUUUAUUGCUUACAUGCUUACAGUGUGUUCACAUUUUAUUUAUUAUUAUUAUUUGAACUCACUUUAAGUUACAAAUCGAAGGCGGGAAUCCCAGGAGAAUCCUCAGUGCCAAAGAUUCGUGGGGUGGAACUUGUUUAUAAGUUGCAUCCGAGCAAUUUUCGUUCAUAUCUUGCUGUUUGCGAGUCAAGAUGGGAACCCAAGUCGCUCUAGUAGCCUCCGUUUGUACGUUGGUGGUUGGCGUCGUUGUAAUUCCAUCCGUACAGAGCAGUCCCUCGAAUUUCUUCCAAGAUGGUGACACACCUGUCUAUGAUUACAUCGACAAUGAUUUACAAAGACUGCUUUUCAGUGAACGAAAACGAAACGAGGAGGAGGCUGGAGGCGGCACAUCUUCGGGUAGCGGGGGCGGCGCCUGCAUACCGAGAGGCGGCAACUGCGAUAGUCGAAUCAACGACUGUUGCGACUGCUGCUCCUGUCGCUGCAACCUGUGGGGCGUCAACUGUCGCUGCCAGCGGCGGGGACUUUUCCAGAAGAUCGGAAAAUAGACGAAUCCCGGAAAAUCAUUCAACCCGGCCUUGUAUUGUGUUCGGAUCACAAUCGCCCAACUGAAAAUAACAGUGUUAUUAUGUAACAAUUAUUCCCCUCAUGCAUCACAACUCUCCAUGAUUCUUGUACACUAAAUGUAUUUUUUCGAGUUGAGAUAAAAAUCGAAUAAAAUCACGAUUUUUCUUAAU
Nilaparvata lugens (brown planthopper) is the source of this 932-nucleotide messenger RNA. RefSeq lists its product as uncharacterized. The coding region runs from base 390 to 743 and encodes 117 amino acids. The record is from RefSeq and is a predicted model, not a curated record. The transcript has 4 exons. Lineage: Eukaryota; Metazoa; Arthropoda; Insecta; Hemiptera; Delphacidae.